UGUCGGCUGCUUGUUGCUCUGUUGCCAUGGUAUCGUUUUAUCAGUACCGCCGCUGACAUUUUAACCUUGCUUAUUUCUUUGUAAAAACAGAUGGAGGACAACAAGGUCAGCGAACUUAUGCAGUUUAUUGGAAGAAGUUACAAAGGGUGCACAGAAAAUGACAGGAUGCACGGAGAAGGUGAGUACACCUUUCCCACAAACACCAAGUAUGUUGGAGAGAUGAAGGAUGGAAUGUUUCAUGGAAAAGGAAUGCUUCUCUUUCCAAAUGGGAUUAAAUAUGAGUCUAUCUGGGAAGACGGCAUAUCUAAACAAGGGUCGUUUACUUUUGUGGACGGUUUGCAAUAUCAGGAAAACAACUGGGACUACUGUGAUGGGAACGACAGGCGUUUUUACAGCGAGAGGUGCAAUGGGAUAAGACCUGCAGGAGAAUCUCAAAUGACAUAUCUGCACCCACCUAGACCUAUUCCUGCAGGCUGCUAUGACUGUGCAGAUGGUUUCUAUGACCCUGUUACCAGAGUCAUCACCUCUUACAGCGGCGGAUUUGUCAGGAGCGCAGAUGACUCUGAACAUGAGUGGAUUGUGCGGACCUGUCGCAAGGCUUGGGGUGACGGUGGUGGUCCUGAGAAGCUCGUUUCAGUCAAAGUGGAGCAGAAAAGCAACAUCAUGUGACAACCUGUUUGAUUACUUCAAAUUCAGCCGUCCUCUGUGGAGCAACAUCCAAAACAAGAAUAUGAGGAAAAGAAGAAAUGGUCUUUUGGAUUUAGUCAAAACGUGUUUUCCUUUUACCCACAUAUGCUACAUCUUUAGUUGUAUGUGUGUACAGUUUGCUUUUGGAGUGUGAAAUAAUUAGAGAUUCGUUCACUUUCCUUCGUUACUGUGUGGAGUUGCACCAGAUUUUAAUUCAACUGUUAAUUAUUUGUUUGCUACUCCUGUAAAAAGAGGUUGUGUGUUUUUUUGUCAAAGAUCUAAAUUCCUGUUUGUUCCAGCUGCACACAUGCAGUUUUAGCUGUGUGUCAUCCCCCAGAUGUUUAGUUGAGUCCAGGAGCUGGAAUUACCUCGUACAAGAGAGUUUGAAGGCUCAGACACACAAAUGUAAAUAAUAGGUUCAUAGAAUGAAGAGGAGAAAGACUGUAAGACAGCAACAUAUCUUAGUUGUUCGGGCUAAAAAAAGAUUUUUAACAAAAUUGGAUUAAACAGAAACCAUUACAGGUAGCUGAUGUUUAGUACAUUUUUUCUUCUUUUGCUGGUGCUUAAUAAUUAUUUAUUUGGAGCUUUUUUUUACUUUGGUUUUAGAACAAAUAAACAUGUUUUCAUGUUGACAAAGGGGUUCAGACAAUAAGCAAUUUUAAUCCUUAAUGACAUUAUGGUGUCUGUUUUUCACAAGUAACUACACUCAAACGCACAUUCAAAUAAUGUAGGAAAGUAGUUAGUAAUAUCAUAUUUUGUCAUAAAUGCAGUAAAUUAUUUAAAAAAAACCUUGUUAUAUAUAAUUAUGUGGCUUCACUGUGAAAAAAAUAUAUUUUUUACGAUUUUAUUGUUAAAUAAAUGUGUUGAACCACUGAUUAAUUUAUUAACUUUGCAAAAAAAAAUACAAAUGCAACAUUUUCAAACACUGAUGUUUCAAAAGAAUGGAGAGGCAAACGUUCCACAUAAAUAAUUCAAAAACACACAAAAGAUUUAACAUUCUAUUUUAUUGCAUUGUAUGACACAAAACAUUUAUGAAGCACAGUCUAUCAGUAAACCUUUUUGUCAACCUUUUUUUUCACUUUUUUUUGUCAAAAAAACUCAUCUUUGAGAGGGGAAAAGUGCUUUACAGGGAUUUACCAACUCAAUAAAUACAAAGGAUUUGA
Oryzias latipes (Japanese medaka) is the source of this 1850-nucleotide messenger RNA. It is a transcript of the gene morn5, whose product is annotated as MORN repeat containing 5. Lineage: Eukaryota; Metazoa; Chordata; Actinopteri; Beloniformes; Adrianichthyidae. The record is from RefSeq and is a predicted model, not a curated record.